AUGGCCAGCAUUAGUGCCAGUGGCAAUAGCACAACUAGUCCUCGACGUCAGCGUUAUGGCCGUUCUUCGACAUCCAGCGUGACUCAGUUGUUGUCGGACGGCUAUUCCAGCAUCAUCAAUAGGUUGACGCGGCGAGGACCUUCCGAGAAAAGUGACGCCGUCAUCGAUUCUAAACUGACCGCCGCUCGGAAUCGCUAUGAUAAUAAAUUACUAGCGAAUAAAAACCCGAUUCUGAGCAAUAUUCGGCGUUACGAUAACAAUAGACAUAUCUCACCGUACGCGUCUCUUACAUCCGGAUUGUCCACUUCGACGAGGAAGUUGAAUGACGAGCGAGCAUACUCGAGUUACUUGGCCGCGACAAAAUCCAGAAUCGAUACAUCACCUUUGCAUUCAACCUCCGGUAUAACCGCUCUCAGCCGCAGUGACUCAUUUCGCAAAGCGCACAUGAAAGAUAAUCAGACUUCGCCGUUCACCAAACGAUACCCUCUCAAAGAAGCGAAUAAUAACAAUAUAGACACCACACUCAUGCUUGGCAGUACUCGUAGCCGUCUAGAAGAUAAGUAUUCCUCAGUACUAGAUAAAAUUGCAAUACAGAAAAAAGAAAGAGCUCGUAAGGAAAAGGAAGAUCGUGAUAAAACUUUAGAACCCGAACCGGUCAUACCACGAGGUUUGAUGAGGAGCUUAACAACUGCUGUGUUCGGUGAAAGUUCAUUUAAAAGAAACAAUUAUUCACGUGAAAAAACAAGGGAUAAAACACCUUUCCGUAAUACGACUGACCGCCGCUUAUCAUCUGGGCAUAAAUAUAGCGAUAGAAAUGAAUACAAAAACGGCUUUGAUAUUUCCGUAAGAGAUCGUCCAAACUUCGGAAAGGAUAGAGACAGUGUUUACCGUCGACAUCAAAGGAGGUCGCACAGAGCUGAAAAAAGUGAUGAAGGAAAAUGUGGGAAACUAUCGCUUCGCCCCGUAGAUAUAAACAUACAGCCCGGAGCUCGCGAUCUAAUUUCGCCUGCACAACAAGGUCUCAGGGACUCAAAACUGCAGAUCGCAAAGACUCCAGCGACUACCCCUGUUAAUGAAACGGGCAGGCAGAAGCAGAUUUACUUCCCCUCCAGCGAUGAAGACGAUGACAAAACGCCCGUAGGUGAUCGCGUGCUGACAGAACGCGAAACUAGACGCAAAGAAAUUCAAAGUCUGAUAAUGAAAUACGCGCACUUGGACGAAGUAUACGGUCGCAUUACGGAGAAAGAAACCAAUGGCUUCACAGAAGUUCCUAGCAUCAAUCGGAAGCCAGAACCAAUAGGCGUGGGCGACGUGGUGGUGUUACCGCCAGAACUGCGAGCGAGGCAUCGGCCUCAAAGGCCUCGCCACCUGAUGCGGCGAGCGGCGACGCCGCCUGUAAGCACAAGCUAA
This is a messenger RNA of Parnassius apollo (apollo), 1410 nucleotides long. Lineage: Eukaryota; Metazoa; Arthropoda; Insecta; Lepidoptera; Papilionidae. The record is from the annotation of a GenBank genome assembly.